Bombyx mandarina (wild silkworm) is the source of this 2010-nucleotide messenger RNA. RefSeq names its product cytochrome P450 (gene Cyp6ab5). Gene Ontology annotation, molecular function: monooxygenase activity; heme binding; iron ion binding. NCBI's taxonomy places the organism in Eukaryota, Metazoa, Arthropoda, Insecta, Lepidoptera, Bombycidae. The record is from RefSeq and is a predicted model, not a curated record.
CAUUAGAGUGGUUAUGUUUAUUGGUGAAUUAAAUAAAAGAAGUGACAUAGCAUACAAUGUUUUUUUAUCUACUAAUUGUGAUUUUAAUAACAUUGUAUUACUAUGGGAUUAGGACUUUUGAUUACUGGAAGAAGAAGGGUGUCAAUCAUGAUCCGCCGCUACCCUUCUUUGGAAAUAAUAUAAGACAGUUCAUGCAAAAAGCCAGUAUGGCAAUGAUGGCCACGGAGACGUACAAGAAAUAUCCUGAGGAGAAAGUGGUGGGUUUCUAUCGAGGUACCUCACCUGAACUCGUGGUACGGGACCCUGAACUCAUCAAGAGAAUCCUCGUCACAGAUUUCAGCAGCUUCUACGCAAGAGGCUUUAAUCCACACAAAAAGGUAAUAGAACCGUUACUUAAGAAUUUGUUUUUUGCUGACGGCGAUCUUUGGCGGUUGAUAAGACAGAGAUUCACUCCGGCUUUCAGUACCGCUAAAUUAAAGGCAAUGUUUCACAUAAUAACCGAACGUGCAGAAAAAUUACAAAUUAUUGCGGAAAACGAGGCCGAUGGAAAUUUUUGCGACGUCAGGGAACUGAUGGCCAGGUACACGACCGAUUUUAUAGGUGCAUGUGGCUUCGGCUUAAAUAUUGACUCUUUGAGUGAUGAGAACUCCCAAUUCCGAAAACUUGGUAAGAGGAUAUUCGAAAGAGAUCUCAGCGAUGCAGUGCGUGCUGCCCUUAAAUUAAUAUUUCCGGAAUUGUGUAAGCAUUUAACGUUUCUGACGCCAGAAUUAGAAAAAUCUAUGACGUAUUUAGUACAAAAUGUGAUACGCGAAAAGAAUUACAAGCCCUCCGGAAGAAAUGAUUUCAUAGAUCUGAUGCUUGAGCUCAAACAGAAGGGAAAAUUACUCGGGGAGUCAAUAGAAGCCAAGAACGCAAACGGAACACCAAAACAAGUUGAACUAGAAUUCGAUGACUUGCUGAUGACGGCACAGGUCUUCGUUUUCUUCGGAGCUGGUUUCGAGACAUCCUCGACCGCCUCGAGCUACACAUUGCAUCAAUUGGCCUUCAAUCCAGAGUGCCAAGAGAAAACACAAAAGGAAAUCGAUGAAGUUUUGAGCAAACACAACAACAAAAUUACUUAUGAUGCUAUCAAAGAGAUGACAUAUUUAGAAAUGGCAUUUAACGAGGCAAUGAGACUGUAUCCAUCAGUUGGAUAUUUGGUGAGGAUGUGCACGGUACCUGAAUAUACGUUUCCGGAAAUCAAUUUGACUAUCAACGAAGACGUAAAAUUAAUGAUUCCGAUUCAAGCUAUACACAAAGAUGAAAAGUACUUCAAGGAUCCUGAGAGGUUUCAUCCUGAAAGGUUUAGCUCUGGCGCGAAAGCAAAUUUGAAACCGUACACAUUUUUGCCUUUUGGUGAGGGGCCACGGGCAUGUGUUGGUGAAAGACUGGGUCAAAUGCUGUCGAUGGCGGGCUUAGUUGCUGUAUUACAGAAAUAUACGGUAGAGCCCGUUGAGAUCAGCCUACGAGACCCAAUACCUGACCCUACCACAACCGUUUCUGAAGGCUUCGUCCAUGGUCUACCUCUCAAGCUACGGAGAAGAGAACGCAGAAUCUAGUCGAAGCUUCUCGUUAAUCGUGCGUAAAUUCACUUACUUUUAUUAGAAUCUGUUUUUUUUUUUGGGAUGAUUAGAUUAACAAAGAUUACGUUGAUUCUGAAUUGCUACAAACUAUAAUUAUUGACUAUAUUAUGAACAAUAUUAUCUAAAGGGUUCUUACUACUUUCAAAUAUGCUAGAGCAGCAAAGCAUCAGACUUCUUUAAAUAAAAAAAUGGCGUAAGAACCUGGGUAUUAAGACUGUCUUUAACGUAGACUCUGGUUUAGAUUCAGAUGAUCUUGUAUAUUAUAAUAUUAUUAGUAUUUUUUGUUUGAAUUUUAUACAAUGGUUCUUUAUACUUUUGUUAUAUUGUAAUAUUUAGUAACGCGAACGGCCGAGUCUCAACCGGCAAUGUAAUGUAAAAUUGUAAAUUA